Emys orbicularis (European pond turtle) is the source of this 570-nucleotide messenger RNA. Its product is annotated as vitelline membrane outer layer protein 1-like. Bases 1 to 570 code for a protein of 189 amino acids. The record is from RefSeq and is a predicted model, not a curated record. NCBI's taxonomy places the organism in Eukaryota, Metazoa, Chordata, Testudines, Emydidae. The transcript has 3 exons.
AUGCAGCCCCUCAUCCAUGCAGGGCUCUGCCUGCUCCUCUCCUGCUGCUUCCAAGAUGCAGAGGCACAAAGGUACAGCUACACCCUCACUGUACCCAAUGGAGGCCAAUGGGGUGAAUGGGGGGGAAAGGAUUUUUGCCCCCAUGGCUACGCCAAUGGAUUUGCUUUGAAGGUGGAGCCUAACCAAGGCGCCGGCGUAAAACAUGAUGACACGGCUUUGAAUGGCAUUCGCCUGUACUGCACUGACGGCUCCGUCAUCGAGUCCACGGUGGGGCCGUGGGGCCAUUGGACUGUGGUCCACUGGUGCCCCAAGAGCAACCUGAUCUCCUUCUCGCUGAGAGUGGAACCAGUCCAGGGAAAAGACGAUGACACAGCAGCCAACAAUAUCCAGUUCACAUGCUCCGAUGGGACUGGGCUGAUGGGCACCUCACAUUCCUGGGGUGAUUUUGGUCCAUGGAGCAAUCGUUGCAGCUCUGGGGGCAUUUGUGGGCUCCAGACGAAGGUGGAGGCACCCCAGGGCCGUGGGGAUGACACGGCGCUCAAUGAUGUGAAGUUCUUCUGCUGCAACUAA